GCGUGGUGCUGGUCGAGUGGUCAUCGUUACCUACGGAAUUCUAACACAUCCACAGAGAGGAUGACAACAUUUGAAAGAUAUGGACAUCUCGUGGCCUCAAUAGACCAAGGCUCCAGCAGCACACGUUUUUCGGUGUUUUCCAGUAAGACGGGAGAGAUGCUUGCCUACCACCAGGAAGAAUCGGUGAUCCUCACACCUCACGAAAGAUGGUCAGAAAUGGAUGCCGCAUGGCUUAUAGAUUCGACUUGUGACUGUAUGGAGAGAACUGCGAACAAGCUUGACGAUAUGGGCAUACACAUCAAAGAUAUCAAAUGUAUUGGUAUAACUAAUCAGAUGUUGACUUUGAUUUUAUGGGAUAAAGUCACUGGAAAAUCGCUGUGUAAUGCUAUAGGUUACACAGAUUCUAGAGCCCAUGCUCGAUACCAGGAACUAGAAAGAAAUAUGUCUAAGGAAGACCGUGUGAAAUAUCAACACCUAAACGGAAACGAAAGGGAAGGGACAGACCAACCGCAGCACCGUCGUUCGGAUGAGACGUUAAAGCGCGUCCACGUGUACAGAGUUACCCAAGCUUUGACAGGGUCUACAGAGCUGAAAAACCUAUAUGAAGGUGAAGGAGCAGACGAACUGCAGCACCGUUGUUCAGAUGACACGCUAAACCGUGUCCACGUGUGCAGCACCGUUGUUCGAAUGAGACGCUGUGACACUGUCGCUCAGUGCUUCGGGAUAGGAAAAAGCACAGUCAUCAAAGUUCUCAAGAGUGGUAUUGCGAUGCAGAAAUUGGGUGUACUAUCUGAGGACAUGGCUGACAUCAUUCAAGAAGCAACACCAUUCAUGGCUUCAUGCUACGGGACACUGACUGGAGGACCUAACGGCGGAAGUUACGUUACCGACGUCACUAAUGCUUGCCAUACAGGAUUAAUGAAUCUUAAUACCCUCUGCUGGGAUGUCGAUAUAUGCAGAACAUUUAACGUUCCUACAUCAAUUCUGCCCGACAUUCACAGUACAUCGGAGGUAUAUGGCUACGUGAACGAAGGGUCGUUUAAAGGAAUUCCAUUGUCUGGGAUGGCAGGUGACCAGCCGGCAGCCACAAUCGGUCAGCUUUGUUUCAAACCAGGGGAGUCAAAAUGCACAUAUGGUACGGUCGCUUCACUCAAUAUAAAUACCGGAACAAAGUUAGUGAUAUCUAGCCACGGGUUGCUGACUAGUCCUUUGUACCAGCUUGGGAAAGGGAACCCGGCCGUCUAUAUGCUAGAGGGUGUGGUUGCAUCAUGUGGAAGUGUGAUUAAAUGGAUCAGGGACAAUCUAGGAAUGAUUUCCAAAGCAUCUGAAAUCGAGGAACUAGCAGGGUCGGUAGAGGACUCUGAUGACUGUUACUUUGUACCGGCUCUGGAGGGGUUCUUCUGUCCCUACUGGACUGAUGAUGCUAGAGGGGUUAUUUGUGGAUUGAAUACUAAUACAACCAAGGCACAUAUAUGUCGUGCAGCAUUGGAAUCAAUAUGUUUCCAGGUCAGGAAGUUAUUAGAAAUUGCCGCCGAGGAAAGCGGAUUUCCCAUUCCCUCCCUCAAGGCAGACGGCGGGAUGGUUGUGAACACAUUGUUUAUGCAGAUGCAGGCUGACAUCCUGGAGGGAAAUGUCGUGCGACCAUUCAUGAAAGAAACAACGUCUUUCGGGGCUGCGUUAAUGGCGGGUUCAGCUGCCGGCAUAGAUAUCUUCAGGAUAAACGAAGAUCAUUUAGGACUAGAAGAAGAAUUCCCAAAAAGAAAUGAUGUAUUUGAAAAGUCUUGUUCAGCUGAAGCUCUUCGAAAAAGACUAAAGCGAUGGGAGAAGGCGGUUAAGAAAUCAUUUGAUUGGAUGACGGAGUGAUUAAAUACCAGAUCGUUGAAAUUUGUUAAGAAUAUCCUGAAACACCGAUGUAAAUAGUUGUAUUUAGGUGGCAGAUAUGUAUUUUUCAGUUUGAUUUCGAAAUUAUUGUAGAACAAAUUGAUUUUGCAAUAACAUCUACAUUUUUCAUAACCUUUUUUCUCUUUGGAAUUGAUAUUGCAUCGUCUAAGGUGGGGUUCAAGCUAAUGUUAAAAUUCCCAUAGAAACCACCCACACCCAGAUUUCUUUCAAACUUCACAUGUUUGUAGUACUAUCAAAGGCAAUACUAAAAACACACUUGAUUUUUGAUUUUUUACAUUAGAAAGGCCCAAAGGGCCCGCAAAAUCAGAAAAGUGACGACAUGUAAAAACAUGCACCCACAUCAUGUUUUCAUGCAAUCCGUUUCAUCGAUUCUUGUUUUUUUUUCUCUUCUUGAAACAUAAUUCAUAAUUCAUAUAUGAAAUCUGUACUGUUUUCUUGAUGCAAGGAAUGUUUAAGAGGCGGAAAUAAUGAUGUUUUGCAGUUUUGAAAACCACGAUGUCGCCAAAAAUGUCAAAAUUUGCCAUGUUAAAAAUUUUGUUCACUAUUAUAAUUUAAAUAAAAAUUAGCUGAAAUAUGUGUUUCUCCACCAGGUAAAAUUUGAAAAGAAUCGAAAACCAGGAAAAUGGUUUUUGAGCUACUUCAAUGCAGCUUGUGUAAAAUUUUGGAUUUGAGGAAAGUGUCUCUAGUUGUCAAAAAAAGGGAUAAUUCACAGCAUAAUUACAUAACUAUUUGAUCAUUUUUAGGUGUAUGCUGUGUUUUUUAGAUAACAUUACAAUUUUACAACAAAGAAAUACGUAUUAUUUUCAAAUAUGUUUCUUAUAUCGCUAUUUUUUGGUUUUUAUUUUCUAUUAUUUUUGAAAUAGUUGUUUUGUUUUCUUCUGCAUUGACCUGAACAACAAAAUUACUCUGAUUGCAAAUAUUGGUAGAGAAAAGAAGACCAUUGCAUAUCAAGAAAUGCAGCAUAACAAUGUAUUUAUAUACGCUCUCCAUAUGACAAUGUCUGUUUACAUUGUACAUGUGUUGUCAAUGGUGAUCUUGAAUAGGAACUGUAAUUAUGAUAUUAUAGUGUUAUAUAUAUUGUAAUAGAAUUGUCUCAAUAUAUGGUAGUAAUACAUACAAUACAUUUGUGUAAAACCUACUGAUUUAUCUUCUUGGGCCUUCAUGUAUUAAUCAAAUGAGUAAAUAAAGGUCACAAAGGACA
Messenger RNA from Ylistrum balloti, 3103 nucleotides. Its product is annotated as glycerol kinase-like. Lineage: Eukaryota; Metazoa; Mollusca; Bivalvia; Pectinida; Pectinidae. The coding region runs from base 61 to 1863 and encodes 600 amino acids. Gene Ontology annotation, biological process: glycerol metabolic process; glycerol-3-phosphate biosynthetic process; triglyceride metabolic process. The record is from RefSeq and is a predicted model, not a curated record. Gene Ontology annotation, molecular function: glycerol kinase activity. The transcript is spliced from 19 exons. Gene Ontology annotation, cellular component: mitochondrion.